Monomorium pharaonis (pharaoh ant) is the source of this 2579-nucleotide messenger RNA. RefSeq names its product inositol-trisphosphate 3-kinase homolog (gene IP3K1). Gene Ontology annotation, cellular component: cytoplasm; nucleus. Gene Ontology annotation, biological process: inositol phosphate biosynthetic process. The transcript is spliced from 5 exons. Bases 772 to 2028 code for a protein of 418 amino acids. Gene Ontology annotation, molecular function: inositol-1,4,5-trisphosphate 3-kinase activity; inositol tetrakisphosphate kinase activity. The record is from RefSeq and is a predicted model, not a curated record. NCBI's taxonomy places the organism in Eukaryota, Metazoa, Arthropoda, Insecta, Hymenoptera, Formicidae.
CGUCGCCUCAGUGUUAUAUGUACGCGAACGCAUCGCGCGGUGACGUCGUCGCGGGCGCAACGCAACGGAGCGAAGUUCCGGCUGUCUCGCAUAGUUGUGUAGCGUUCCACUCAGAAGCGGUGACGUAUGCACUUGCGCGCGCGCGAACGAAGAGAGAGAGAGAGAGAGAGAAUGAUGAGGCGACCGGGUAGGGGAGAGCGACACGGGAAGUGUAACAAAGUGUAACGCGACGGGCAGAAGAAGGAUAGACGAAACCGAGUCGGAGCUGAAACGGGAGCGAGAAGAAGCGAGCAGAACGUAGAGAGAGAGAGAAAGAGAAAGAGAAAGAGAGAGAGAGAAAAUGCGACGGAAGCGAGAAGGAGAGAGCGAGGGACUCGUCGUCGUUGUAGCGGCAACCGAGUCCGGCCAAUCGGGUGCGCGCGGCUCGCGUCUACCGGGCGUGUAGGGUGGUGUUUCACGACGUUUCACCGCCGCCGCGCGUCAUUCGUCGAUUCGCCUCUCGGCCACGGCGCCGCGCCGAGCUCGGCUUCGUUGCCCAUCGACGGCUUCCCGCCCGCCCAGCGGAGGUUAGGUUUGCGUUCCGCGCGACGGUCCUGAAGUUCGCGCCGUGUACCUUUCCCGUGCGUGUGUCCACGACGACGACGACGGCGGCGGCGGCGGCGCGCGCCCUCCAAAACGGAUAAAUAAUGUCGAGCAGCGUGUGUCACGCGCCCCUGCCAGCACGAAUGGAAGCGUUCACCACGAGGCUCUGCCUGCGUGCGGUCGAUCAGUAUGAGCGGCUUCUGCAGACGCACUUCAACAAGACAUCUCUGGUUGCAGCCCCCGAGCAAGGAGCAAACGCGAUUGAGCAGUCAUGAUUCGAUGGGCAACAAGGAUCACCGUCGACAGAAGGAUGGCUCCGGCUCCGGAAGCAGCAGCGGCGGCGGCGGCAGCAGCACUUACAACGCUUUCCGUCAAUGGCGACGGAGCACCUCGAUUGGCUCCCACAGCAACCGGUCCAGCAGCGCUGGCUCCAGAUCGUCCAGCUCGCACGCCAAGCUGCCUACCGACCCGGCCACCCUGCGGAAGAUGGAGCAAUUCCCCCUGGUCCUGUCCGACACGACGAUGCCGGACGAGGAUCUGUCUUUGAAAUUCCUCGCUCUGAAUGCUCUGGAUCUUACGGCACCAGCCAGCGACGUGCUCCUGAAAAAUCGACUGAAAUCCUGGUUUCAAUUAUCGGGCCACCCGGACGGCUUUGCGCCCGCCGGUCCUGGCACCGUCUGGAAGAGGCGGACGGGUGGCACUGAGAACACGGAGCGUAUCGUUUACGAGACCCUGAGCAAGGAGGAAGCGUUGCGGGAUUGCAUUCCGAGAUAUUACCGGGAGGUCGAGUACAAGGGCGACACGUUCAUCGAGCUGCAGGAUCUGCUCUUCGGUUUCAGCGAUCCGCAUGUGAUGGACAUCAAGAUGGGCACGCGGACCUUCCUCGAGUCCGAGGUGUCCAAAACCACCGCCAGGCCGGACCUCUAUCAGAAGAUGAUCGCCGUCGAUCCGGACGCGCCGACUGAGCUCGAACACGAGCAACGCGCCGUUACCAAAUUACGGUACAUGCAGUUCCGCGAGCAGCAGAGCUCGACCUGCAGCCACGGUUUUCGCAUCGAGGCGAUGAAGCUGCCAGGCGCGCCACCGAUCACCGAUCUCAAGAAGGUCAAGUCACAUUCGGAGGUGCUCGACAUCAUAAAGCAGUUCCUCGGCAAGCACGAAGACACUCGUCAAAAGAUCCUCGCGCGCCUGAGGAACCUGCGAAUCAAAAUUGAGCAAUCAAAGUAUUUUGAAACUCAUGAGAUAAUCGGCAGUAGUAUUUUUAUGAUUUACGACAGCGAAAAGGUAGGUGUCUGGCUGAUAGAUUUCGCAAAGACACGAGAGGUGCCGGACGGACGGAAGCUUACGCACAGACGUCCUUGGGAGGAAGGCAAUCACGAAGAGGGUUUCCUAUACGGAUUGGACAAUUUAAUUUCGACCAUAGAAGAGGCGCGCCUUUCUCCAUAAAUCAUGGUCGACGAUUGAAAAAAUUCGCAAACUUCUAACAUUACGAAACAUUAUUUACUCAUGUACAUAUAACGAGUGAAAAAGUAUUCAAACUCCAUCGUUUGUAAGUAAUUUUUAUUUAAAUGUAAGUGCGCCAGUAUCACUAAAAUAUCGAGAAGUGAAGAUGUCAUGCAAGUGAGUGAAGUGUUGAUCGCUGAAAAGUGAUAUAUUUUGCUCACCUUUCGGUCUUGUCGUAAGUUCAUCGUCGUUAUUUAUAUCGUUGUUAUGUACAUUUAACGUGAAAGACUGCUUUCUAUUGCAUUUUUUAAGAGACUUAUCUCCAAACGAAAUCCGCGACACAUUACUCUGUGUACAAACGCGUAAUGUACAAAAAUAGCUUUUAAGAUAGCGAUAAGUAAUCUAACGUGCUAAGCUAGGCGAAACUUAUUUAUGAGAAGUGCUUACAUCGAGUAAUAAUAAUGUUCUUAUACUUUUUUUAAAGAGUACUUUGUCAUCUCGAAUCGCUUCGUGUUUGAACUUGUAGAAAUAAAUAAAUAAUCUUCGUAAAUAUA